Messenger RNA from Symsagittifera roscoffensis, 1536 nucleotides. Its product is annotated as thymidylate synthase-like. The record is from RefSeq and is a predicted model, not a curated record. Gene Ontology annotation, cellular component: cytosol; mitochondrion. The transcript has 2 exons. Bases 109 to 1056 code for a protein of 315 amino acids. NCBI's taxonomy places the organism in Eukaryota, Metazoa, Xenacoelomorpha, Acoela, Convolutidae. Gene Ontology annotation, molecular function: thymidylate synthase activity. Gene Ontology annotation, biological process: dTMP biosynthetic process.
AAGAGCAAAUGAGAAGUUGGUAAUAGAGGAGGUAACGGUUUUUUUUCAGAUUUAAAAUAGUGCAAUAUACUUCGUGUGCAAUAGUAACAUAAAAACAGCCUUGAAAAAAUGGUUGCUGGAGUUUUGUCCGAGAUAACCAAUUGUAAUGGAAAUUCGGCUGAUUCAAAGCCUAAAGCAGAUGUUUCUGAUGACUGUGACGAAAGGCAGUAUUUGGACUUAGUUCGCCGUGUGAUUGAGAAGGGGUGUAAAAAGGCAGAUCGCACAGGCACGGGUACUCUCUCUUUAUUCGGAACCCAAUGCCGAUAUGAUUUGAGAAACAACAAGUUCCCUCUUUUAACCACUAAGAAAGUGUUCAUACGCGGUAUAGCCGAGGAACUAUUCUGGUUCAUCCGAGGCUCCACAAACGCAAAGGAACUGCAGGAGAAGAACGUCCGAAUUUGGGACGCCAACGCUUCGAGAGCUUUUUUGGAUUCACAGGGUCUGACAGAAAGGGAGGAGGGUGAUUUGGGUCCCGUGUACGGUUUUCAGUGGCGACACUUUGGAGCUGAGUACAAGACUAUGCAUGAUGAUUAUACUAGCCAGGGUGUGGACCAGUUGGGCGAGGUCAUUAACCAGAUCAAAAAUCAGCCUCACUCCCGGAGGAUCAUCAUGUGUGCGUGGAACCCCCCGGAUGUUCCUAGGAUGGCGCUGCCGCCUUGCCACUGUUUUGUUCAGUUUUACGUGGCCAAUGGGGAGUUGAGUUGCCAGCUGUAUCAGAGAUCUGCCGAUCUGGGACUUGGGGUGCCGUUCAAUAUCGCCAGCUAUGCCCUCCUCACGAUUAUGGUGGCACACGUGACGAACCUGAAAGCGGGCGAUUUUGUUCACACGAUAGGCGACGCCCAUGUAUACCUCAACCACAUAGAACCCCUCAAAAUGCAACUGGAAAGGACGCCUAGAAAUGCGCCCACAAUUCACAUUGUGAAGGAAGCCACCACUCUUGAAGAGUUCACUUUCGGCCACUUGGAGCUGAGAGGCUACGAUCCCCACCCACCAGUCAAGAUGCAAAUGGCUGUUUGAUUGCACUUUGUUGUUUUGUCACUUUUCACCUGUAAACUGAUUGAUUUCUUUUGAAGCGAAUUGUCUAGUUGUCAGAUGUUUUUCAGACUUGACUUAAAUAAUAUUUUCAAUCGUGAGCAGAGAAGUGUUUGAGUGCAUUAAGGGAUACUCAGUGCUCCCAGUCUUGCGAGCUGCAGUGCACUUGUUUUUCUUACAUCUGAAAUAUGCUCAUUUGAUUUCCAGUCACAGAUGGGCGAACUGAACAUGUCUGCUGCAGUUACAAGUGGAGCGAAUUUAACGAUCUUAAAGUGCUGCGAUGUUAUAUAGUGUUUAAGUGUAGUUGAUAGUUGAGCAGUUUAGUUUGAUCGGCCGUCGCUUUUAAUCUCUCGUUUAAGAAAAGAAACAACUCGCUCGAUAGAUGCUGUGUUAUGUGUUCAUUGUGUUUUUUACACUGAUUAAGUGUGUAAAUUUGAUCUAAUUGCCCAUCAGAUUUGGUUAAUA